AUGUUUGUCUUUCCCAAUAAAGUUUGUAUGUAUGUAAAAAUUGAGUCGGCCAUUCUGUCCAACACAUCCCUACUUCACGAGUAUCUGCCCAUCGCUGGCAGUCCUAAAUUUAGGGAGGGGGCCAUCAAUUUGUUGUGGGGUGGCGACAAGGAGUUGAUUGCUAGGUCUGGGGGCGUGCAAGCUCUGGGUGGGACGGGGGCGUUGAGGUUGGGGUUGGAAUUUUUGAGGUCAAGGUUGCAUUAUGAGACCGUCUACGUAUCUAAACCGACUUGGGCUAAUCACAUAGGAAUAUGCAAAUCGUUGUUGUAUCCAAACAUCAAAGAGUAUAAGUAUUGGGAUGAUAAGCUGAGAUGUCUAGAUCUAGAUAAUAUGCUGCAAGAUUUAAAUGCAGCUCCUGAUCGUUCAGUCGUUCUGCUGCAUGCUUGUGCUCACAAUCCGACUGGCAUGGAUCCAACGGCUGAACAGUGGCAUAGAAUAGCUGAAGUUGUUAAGGCCAAGAAAAUGUUUGUCUUCUUCGACUGUGCUUAUCAAGGCUUCUCGAGUGGGGACGUCGACUUGGAUGUCGCUGCGGUCCGCCUGUUCGCCAAGUUGGGCUUCGAGAUGUUCGUCGCCCAGUCCUUCUCGAAAAACUUCGGGCUCUACAGCGAACGUGUAGGCCAGCUGACAUAUCUCGUGCAAUCAGCUGAUAUGCUGCCUAGACUGGCUAGUAACUUUUCGACGAUAGUUAGGCAGAUUUGGUCGAACCCCCCGGCGCAUGGGUCCGCCAUCGUGUCUGCGGUCUUGAAUGACCAGGUCCUCACCAACGAGUGGAAGGAGACGGUCAAAAGUAUGGCCGGUCGUAUCCAGGCUAUGAGGAGGCUGCUGUUUGACAGGUUGGUGGCCCUUAAGACUCCGGGCACGUGGGAUCACAUCGUGAAACAAAAUGGGAUGUUUAGUUUCACCGGAUUGGAUGCCAACCAGGCGGACUACCUGAUCAAUACGCACCACAUCUACCUGAUGAAAGACGGCAGGAUCAACAUGUGUGCCAUCACCACAAGAAACGUCGACUAUGUAGCCGAGUGCAUCCAUGACGCUGUCGUCAAGUUCCUGAGAGGUUCUGGAGAGGGCGCCUUCCACGAUCCGAAAAGUGGAAAGUAG
Messenger RNA from Helobdella robusta, 1137 nucleotides. RefSeq lists its product as hypothetical. The transcript is spliced from 11 exons. Gene Ontology annotation, cellular component: cytosol. NCBI's taxonomy places the organism in Eukaryota, Metazoa, Annelida, Clitellata, Rhynchobdellida, Glossiphoniidae. Gene Ontology annotation, biological process: L-aspartate biosynthetic process. Gene Ontology annotation, molecular function: L-aspartate:2-oxoglutarate transaminase activity; pyridoxal phosphate binding. The record is from RefSeq and is a predicted model, not a curated record. Bases 1 to 1137 code for a protein of 378 amino acids.